AUGAAUCAAAACCUCAACCAAAUCUCGCGCCAGAUGCCCUUUGGACACACAGACUACGUGCCGCCGGAUGAGACGCGCAAUUUUAAAGCCUUAGUCCCACUAGCUGAUGAAAUUAAGGACCGACUCGACACCAAACCCAGUAUCGUAUUGAAAGUCGACUCGGAACAGUAUCCUCCCGAGUUGGUGACUCGAUUUGAGACGGAGAUAAGGGAGAAUCCUCUGCCUGCACUCGAUUAUCACAAGUUGCUCUGGGGCAGGCGCACCUCGAAGUACUUUGAACUCAACUCCGUGUACAAUGGCUCCCUAAGUCCCUUUAGCAGUCCCAACAAACAGCACCGAUCUCUGACCGUGAUGCAGCGCACCCGCGAACGCGAAGAACCCAACCUUCCUGCAUUGGAGUCCUACUACCGCGGCAUAUCGGCAAGCCCAUUCCAGAUAAAUCACAUUGCCUGCCAUCUCUUUGACCAACCCAUUACUCUAUCCCAUGCCAAGAAGUUAAAACUAAGACUGGGGCAUGAUUUGGUGAUGCUUAAUGAUCCCGUGUUCAUGCAAUCGCUCUGCAAUCAAAUUCGAAAGGGGAUGGAGAACACCGAAGAGGAGCUGUCGAGGCGUCGUGAGGCAGAGGAAGUGAUGAGAUUGGCAGCCGCGAAGCAGAAGAGCCGAUAUGGAGUGGACGAGUACUUUGAGGCAAUGCAUCUGCCAGAGUUGUGUAGUCAGAAGCCUUGGUUGUGGACGUGUAGGAAGAACGAUCGCGUCACUGCCGAAUGUGGACCAGAGGACGUCCAUAUGAUUAAAUUGCCUCCCAUCCAUCACAAGUGCCCCAGACGCACUCAAAAUCCCUGCUGUUUCAAGCGCUAUCGCAAGCGCUACAAAAAGGUUUGGGUAAAGAACAGUAAUAAAAAGAACGGUUCUAGUGAAGAGGGGAGAUCGCGAAUUUUCCGUAUGGACACCGCGACCUCUGAGGACUUGGACGACGAGGCUGAGAAGGGCGAGUCCGAGGAGGAAGAGGGGCAGCAUGCGUCAAAUGCUGUGACGAUGGGCAAAGGAGAAGAGGGAGAUGAAAAUGAAGAGGAGGCAGAGGAAGAGAAGCAGGUUGACUUCUAUAUGGAUGAUCGAAUGAGCGAGAUGAAGACGGUGUUUAAUCUCUUUGCUAAUGCUCAUGGCAUCCUGAACAACUCAAGGGAGUUCACUAACUAUUCCAUCACCCUAGUGCCUGCGGGGGAGCAAAAAAGUAGGAAAGAAAAUGAAGAGGAGGAGUAUGGAGGUGGAGAAAAUGAGGAAGAAAAACAAGAUGAAAUUAGGGAGUAG
This is a messenger RNA of Hydatigera taeniaeformis, 1308 nucleotides long. Lineage: Eukaryota; Metazoa; Platyhelminthes; Cestoda; Cyclophyllidea; Taeniidae. The record is from the annotation of a GenBank genome assembly.